UGCUACUAUAGCGCCACCCUUAUUUAUCACAUUUUAACGGACACCUCUUCACACACAGAAACGGUUCUCCUUACCUCUACCCUACAUACUUUCGUUGUAGGAAAUCAAGGUUUCGAUGAUGAAAUGUCUGUCAGUGUCAACGAUUUGACUUGAUUAUUUUACAAUGAGUUUGUUGAGAGUGUCUUCUGGCGAUCGUAACGGAGAAAAUCUAAAAUGUGGACUGAGAGAAGUAAUCGUUGAAGAACAUACUGACAGUGAAGAUUCUUCAGAAGGAAGAUCGAUACAUAUGGACGUCGUCAUACCGACUAUUGGAACAAUAUCGCAAUGCGCAAGCGACCCAAACUACCAACUAGCUAUCCAAACCGAAGGCAUGAUCAAAGAUAUAGUCAGGCAUCUUUCAGCAGAGGAAUUUCCAGCUUUGAGGAGGUAUUGCGCCGAAACAAUCUUCAAAUGCAGUGAAAAUGCAUCUACCAGGGAUAUGGUAAGACAGUCUGGCGGUUUGGAUCCUCUAGUAAACAUGGCUCGAGACCCAAAAACGAAAGAGGAUAAAUCACUAUUGGCUGCAGUCACUGGUGCCAUCUGGAAAACUGCAAUCAGUCCAGAAAAUGUGGAGAGAUUUGACCAGUUGAAAACGGUGGAGGUGUUGGUGAAACUGCUAGAAAAUGUAGAAGAAGAUGAAAGGGUCCUGAGUAACGUAGUUGGUGCUCUUUGCGAAUGCCUCAAGUUCGAACAUAACCGAAGCACUUUGAGAAGGGCGGAUGGAAUUCCUCAUUUGGUGAACCUACUCAAUUACACCUAUCCACCUCUGCUUGAGAACGUACCGAUGGUUCUGAGGGAAUGUGCCGAAGAUGAAGAUUCUAUGAGAGUCAUUGAAGAGUUAGAUGGGGUUCGGCUCAUUUGGUCUUUACUCAAGAACGAUUCGACUAAGGUACAGGCAAAUGCAGCCUGGUCCCUGGUACCAUGCAUCCGAUACGCAACCGAUUCGGGAGAAAUGGUCAGAUGUUUCGUGGGCGGUUUAGAGCUCAUCGUCAAUCUCCUCAAAUCCUCUGACACGCAUGUACUAGCAAGAGUGUGUGCCGCUAUCGCCGAAGUGGCUAAAGACAUAGAAAAUCUGGCUGUGAUCACAGAUCACGGAGUCGUAGGAAUGCUAGUGGAUCUGGUAAACACAGAAGACGUGCAGUUAAGGCAGCACUUGGCUUCAGCUAUUGCGUAUUGUUGUGCUUGGGGGUCUAACUGCAAAAUGUUUGGCAGGUUGGGAGCUAUCACACCGUUGGUGCAGUAUAUGGCAGACGGAGAUCCGGAUGUACACAGAACGACAGCCCUAGCACUGUUCCAUCUCUCUAAGAAUCCAUUUAAUUGCAUAACAAUGCACGAGAGCGGAGUCGUCCCCUUUCUUCUGAAAGCAGUUUCUUCUACGGAUUGGAAGUUACAAGAAGCGGCUGCUGGUUGUCUAGCCAACAUCAGGAAGUUGGCGCUGGAAGCGGAGACUGUUCACUUGAUAAGACAUAAAGACUCUAGCGAUGAAGAAGACGCAGAUAUCUGACUACUUUAUCUAUUUUUACCUAGAUUAUUAGCAUUAUAUUUUUAACCAGU
This is a messenger RNA of Leptinotarsa decemlineata (Colorado potato beetle), 1593 nucleotides long. It is a transcript of the gene gudu, whose product is annotated as Armadillo repeat-containing protein gudu. NCBI's taxonomy places the organism in Eukaryota, Metazoa, Arthropoda, Insecta, Coleoptera, Chrysomelidae. The record is from RefSeq and is a predicted model, not a curated record. Gene Ontology annotation, molecular function: protein binding.